Laetiporus sulphureus 93-53 is the source of this 231-nucleotide messenger RNA. RefSeq names its product Sm-like ribonucleoprotein. The record is from RefSeq and is a predicted model, not a curated record. Gene Ontology annotation, biological process: mRNA splicing, via spliceosome; maturation of SSU-rRNA. Lineage: Eukaryota; Fungi; Basidiomycota; Agaricomycetes; Polyporales; Laetiporaceae. Gene Ontology annotation, cellular component: U6 snRNP; P-body; U4/U6 x U5 tri-snRNP complex. The annotation marks the transcript as partial. The transcript is spliced from 3 exons. Gene Ontology annotation, molecular function: RNA binding.
ACAGGCUCCCCUACGGACUUUCUGAAGGGCGUGGUGGGCAAGCGCGUCGUGGUACGGCUAACAUCGGGUGUGGACUAUCGAGCAGGUGUGCUCUCGUGUUUGGAUGGAUACAUGAACAUCGCGUUGGAGCAGACGGAGGAGAACGUCAACGGCCAGGUUACGAACCGCUACGGCGAUGCUUUUAUCCGGGGAAACAAUGUGCUGUAUAUUUCUGCGGCAGAACCGCUGUGA